Molecule: messenger RNA, 911 nt
Organism: Aspergillus costaricaensis CBS 115574
Lineage: Eukaryota; Fungi; Ascomycota; Eurotiomycetes; Eurotiales; Aspergillaceae
Product: Mpv17/PMP22 family protein
Exons: 4
Coding region: 206-763 (185 amino acids)
Cellular component (GO): membrane; cytoplasm
Source: RefSeq, a predicted model, not a curated record
AUAUUUAAUUCCAGGGCAGAAACUAAGGACACAAUUCCUUCUAGGAAAGAAUCUUAUCACCAUUUACCUCAACCUCCAAACCCCCCUUAACGCAGGAACACACUUUCAGCCCCCAGCUUUCAAUUAAUUAAAACCACGCGGUUCUGGGCCGGCCGACCGAUCGAUCUAAAAAAUCCUGACACGAUUUCGUGUCUAGUAUCUGACCAUGGCUUUUCCUCCGAUAGCGAGGGCGACCUUGCAAGCUGCGCUGAUUAAUGCGGGUUCCAAUGUUCUGGCUCAGGCUAUUGGCGCUUAUAGGGAUGAGAGACCCUUUGAAUUAGACACUCAAGUCUUGUUUCAGUUUACUACUUGUGCCUUUGUUAUUUCACCCUUGACCUUCUUAUGGCUUGAGGGUCUCGAGGCGAAAUUUCCGGGCUAUGAUGAGAGCUCUGCUCCCAAGCCGAAGACGGAGAAGAAGGAGGCACACAAGCCUAAACUGAAUGUGACGAAUACUGUGGCAAAGAUUGUCAUCGAUCAGAUUGUCGGUGGUGCCUGGAACACGGUAGCCUUUAUCAUGACAAUGGGACUUUUGCGCGAUCAGAGCUGGGAUGCCAUUACGCUGCAAAUUCAGAGGGAUUUCUGGCCCAUCCUGAUCGCGGGAUUCAAGCUGUGGCCUAUUGUCUCUAUCUUGAACUUCACAGUUGUACCAACAGACAAACGGCUGCUUGUUGGCAGUCUGUUUGGUGUUAUCUGGGCCAUUUAUUUGAGUUUGAUGUCUGGUUGAUGUUGUAAUAGGUCGUCUGAAGAUUUCCCUGGAUUGCCAGGCUAGCUAGUCUAUGUUGGAAGAUAGAUUGGGCGCUGGGGACUUGGGACCUGCGGGUGGUGUUCACGUUCGUUUAGCAAUUAGUUUGACAUCAAAUCUCAGAAUUCGC